CCUGGUUGGACCUCAAGCAGAGUCCUGUUUGUUCUCUGGGAAGAGGGCACACAAGGGGCGACUUCAAGAAUCUAAAGAGGGGCCUACGUGGUGAGGCAGAGGGAGGAGGUAGGAGAGAUCAGAGCCUGGAGGCUGCCAAAAUCAGUUGAGUUGGUUUCCCGUUCUUGGCAAAAACAGUUCCUCAAUUCUAGAGGGACCCUUAAAUCAUGAAGCUCAUCACUAUCCUGCUCUUCUGCUCCGGACUCCUGCUGAGUUUAACACAGGGAGAAGAGGCCCAGGAAAUUGACUGCAAUGAUGAGACUGUGUUUCAGGCUGUGGAUGCCGCUCUGAAGCAGCUUAAUGCUAGGUUACAAAGCGGCAACCAGUUUGUGUUGUACCGAAUGACCAAGGGCACAAAAACGGAUGGCGUGCCAACCUUUUAUUUCCUCAAGUAUCGAAUCAAGGAGGGCAACUGCCCUGCUCAGAGUGGCCUCGCCUGGCAGGACUGCAACUUCAAGGACACCGAGGAAGCCGCCACUGGAGAAUGCACAGCAACUGUGGGAAAGAGAGAAAAUAAAUUUUCCAUAGUCACCCAGAGCUGCAAGAUUACUCCAGGUAAGGGCCCUAUAGUGACAGAGGAGUACCACUGUGCGGGUUGUGUGUACCCCAUAUCGACAGAUAGUCCAGACCUGAAGCCUGUUCUGAAACACGCCAUCGAAUAUUUCAACAACAACACAGAUCACAGCCACCUCUUUGCUCUCAGAAAAGUAAAAAGUGCACAAGGACAGGUGGUGGNUGGCCUGAAUUUUGACAUUACCUACACAAUUGUGCAAACAAAUUGUUCAAAGAAGCGUUUUCCUUCCCUCCAUGGAGACUGCGUGGCCCUUCCCAAUGGUGAUGGUGGUGACUGUAGAGGUAAUGCCUUCGUGGAUACUGAUAACGAAAUUGCCGACUUCUCGCAGAGCUGUGACCUUCAUCCAGGAGAUGAUUUGGUAGAAGCACUUCCCAAGCAUUGCCCUGGCUGCCCCAGGGACAUACCUGUAGACAGCCCGCUGGUGAAGGAGGCACUUGGUCAUUCCAUUGCACAGCUAAAUGCAGAGAAUAAGCAUACUUUCUAUUUCAAGAUUGACACCGUGACAAAAGCAACAUCACAGGUGGUAGCAGGAACUAAAUACGUUAUUGAGUUCAUAGCCAGAGAAACCAAAUGUUCCAAGGAAAUUUACUCAGAGCUGACAGAAGAUUGUGAGAUCAAGCACCUUGGUCAAAGUCUCAACUGCAGUGCUAACGUGUACAUGAGACCUUGGGAGAACAAAGUCUUCCCGACCGUGAAAUGCCAAGCAUUAGAAAUGACCGCGACGAUGAGGAGGCCUCCAGGCUUUUCUCCUUUCCGGACAGUCAGCGAACAAGAAACAAAAGAAGGAACAACUGACUCAGAUUUCAUUGAAGGUGUGGUAGCUACCAUGCCACCAUAUGACACUGAGGUCCAUGAUGAUUUGAUCCCUGAUAUCCAUGUACAGCCAGAUAGCCUUUCAUUUAAGCUGAUAUCUGAUUUUCCAGAAGCAACUUCCCACAAAUGUCCUGGGCGCCCAUGGAAGCCAGUUAGUUGGAAGGAUCCAAACAUAGAAAUAACAGAAUUGUCUGAUUUUGAUCUCCUUGAUGCUCUUUCUUAACUUACACAGCCUAGGUAGCUUUACAAAUGCUUUCCCAGNCUCUCUUCCUACUGCCCGAGCACAAACAUUGUGACCUAAGUCAUCCAGCCACGGUGACCAGAACAGCCUGCCAAUGGGACUUUAUAAAUCCCUGUGGA
Mus pahari (shrew mouse) is the source of this 1786-nucleotide messenger RNA. RefSeq names its product kininogen 1 (gene Kng1). The coding region runs from base 207 to 1649 and encodes 480 amino acids. Gene Ontology annotation, molecular function: cysteine-type endopeptidase inhibitor activity. The record is from RefSeq and is a predicted model, not a curated record. Gene Ontology annotation, biological process: negative regulation of endopeptidase activity; negative regulation of blood coagulation; positive regulation of cytosolic calcium ion concentration. Gene Ontology annotation, cellular component: extracellular region; blood microparticle. Lineage: Eukaryota; Metazoa; Chordata; Mammalia; Rodentia; Muridae. The transcript is spliced from 11 exons.